AUUUGAGAAUAAUUGUGCCCUUUUCAGCUGAGAAAACUUCCUGAGGUACAAAGUUUACCUCAGUAGUAAGGCAUUUCUUUUGGAACAAUAGUAUUAAUGAAAUUACAUUUUGUAUUUAUAUGAAAGGUUUGCAAAGACACUUGUUCUAAAAGUUGUCUGAAUCAAUUUAAUUGACAAGAGAUUACCAAAUCAGCAUAUAAGGAAGCUUCUGUGUAGCACAAGUAUGGUGAUAUCCAAAGCAAAGUUCCUCUGGAAUCCAUGUGCUGUUAUAAAAAGUAGAAAAGCAUGGUUCACUUUCAGUACUUUGUUACAAACUAAAUAAGGAAGCUUCAAAACUCUGAAAAAUAAAUCUAUAGUUGUUUAAGGAUUUUUUAAGGAUUAGGAUGAAAACUGUUCCUUUUCCUAAAUUGAGUAGGAGACUAUAAUAUAGUAUUUUGUAAUCUAGGCUCUGGAUGGACAAUGAAGAGUUUGUCAAGGAUAAUACUAAACACACUAUUUCAAACUGUAUCUUAGGAUAUUAUAGUUAAGUUUGAAUGUAGAGGUAAAAUUCUCAGCUUCAUCAUUAUUAAUUUGUUCCUCUUAUGGAGAUUUCAUAUACAUUUCACAUUCUCAGCAUGUAUUGGCUGAGGAGAAAGUUCCAGGGCUCCCCCUACUGGUCAUAUACAGCACUACAUGUGCUGAACCAAAUAAAACAUGAUGUACUUAAACCAAACUGCUGGUAAGAAACAUUGUUUAUAUAUAAAAAUAACUUUAAAAUCUGUGAAACAUCAAACAGUAAACAUUAAUCUGACUUCUAAUGACCAAGUUUCAAUCCCUAACACCAAGCAUGCUUGCAGCGAAAGUGAAGAGGAAAACUCCCUUUGAACAGGAAAAAACCUCCAACAGAACCAGGCCCAGUGUGAGAGGCCACCUGCUGAGGCCGACUGGGGUUCAAGGAGACAGAAGCAGAGAUACAGAAAGAAGCAAAGAAUGUUAAUUAGCUCCACAGGUAGGCCCGUACAGCCAGGCAGACGAGUUCCGAGGAAUUUGAUCUGUCAGAGGAGGAAAGAGAGCACAAAGAGUUAAGCAUGGUUUGUGCUCAGAAACCAGGUCGUCUGCUUGUGUGUCACAGUUAAUGUAGAUAUGCUCCCCACCCCUUACGCAGACACUCUGGUGCGACUCCCCAAAAUUGUAGAUGACCAGAGACAGUGCUGCAGAUAUGGUCACAGGGAGGAGAGAAAGGAUUGGUCAGUUCUACAUCCAUUAUAUAUAUAUAUAUAGAGAUAUAUAUAUAUCUAUAGAUAUAUAUAUGCAUAUAGAGCAGAAAUCACUCCUAAAAGUUCUGGUCCGGUUCCAGGUGGAUAAAGACGCCUUAGAUAUGCAAAUGCAAGAGAAGAAGAGACAAGAGGAAGCAGCCAAAGGAGAACAAAAUGCCUAUGAUGCUGCCAUGCAACAAUACAACAAAACUGCUUGCCUGAUCCAGAGAAGACAAGACAAGGAGAAGCGCAAGAUGGAGAAGGCAAUGGCCACCUUCUGGCACCAGAACCAGCAGCCUUCGAAUAGAUGUGGGUUUGAUUUGAACGACCCAGACGCUACAUCUCAGAUGGUUCUGGCCAACUUUGUAGGCGAGGACCCAGAGCAAAAGAACCGACAGCAGAGACAGAGGGAGCAGCUCAGAGCCUGGCUCAUCCAGCAGCAGGAGGAGCAGGAGGAGGACAGGCAGCAGCAAAAGCUUGAAGGUAGGGCAGCUGCUGUGCUUAAAGGACACAAUCCUGAGUUCACUGAUAGUUUAUGCUUCUGUCCUUCAUUCUGGACUUUAGAGCUGAACCAUGACCAGAGGAGAGUAGAAAUGGAUAAAGAAGCUCUAAAACUCCAGAACCUUGAGAUGGAGAAGAGAAAAGCAGACAGCAUUGCCAUUACAACCUACAACCUAGGCAAGCUUGAGGAAAAAGGUAAUGAGGAAAGGCAGCGGCGUGAUGAAGACUGUGUCCCAACCGCUGUGGGGGUACUUGGCCUUUGUCCCAGUGAUGACAGGAGACCUCAGCCUGAGACCCUGCAGCAGGUCACUCAGUUCCAGCAAGGCCAAAUCGAGGAGAAGAAGAGGUUAGAGUUGGAGAAGAAGCGAGAGGAGGACUUCUACAAUAAUAUCCGACUGGAUUCGGCCCGUAAAGCUCUGCUGAUGGAGUGGCAGCAAGCAAGGAUGAACAAGCAGCUGAGGAGACACCUGGACAGCUUUAAUGUUCAGCUGGCACAAACCCAAAAACAACGGCAGCCAGAUCUUAAAAGAGGAAACAUUGAAGACAGCUUCUUCUCCAAUUUCAACACCUGCAGCAGAUGAUGGGGAAUCACUGCCAGGAGAAAACCAACAGUUCUGCUGCAAGAGGAGCGAAAAAAAAUAAACGGAG
This is a messenger RNA of Cyprinodon variegatus (sheepshead minnow), 2384 nucleotides long. It is a transcript of the gene ribc2, whose product is annotated as RIB43A-like with coiled-coils protein 2. The coding region runs from base 1175 to 2317 and encodes 380 amino acids. The transcript is spliced from 5 exons. NCBI's taxonomy places the organism in Eukaryota, Metazoa, Chordata, Actinopteri, Cyprinodontiformes, Cyprinodontidae. The record is from RefSeq and is a predicted model, not a curated record.